AUGAACUACUCGCUCCUCAUCCUCUCGCAUCUCCUCGUCGCGCUCAUCUCGCUACUACUGGUUACAUCGUCGCCAUCGCCCUCACCGGAUCCAUACCCGGCAGUCAUCUCCUUGCCUGCUCGGCCGGUCCUCUCGGCAACUGCGUCUGCACCUCGAGCGCCCCCAGAGGUGGAGCAUGACCUCCUUCCCUUUGUCCUAGUCUCGACGAUAGAUGGGGCGCUACAUGCUGUGGACAGGGAUGGUGGACAGAUCAGGUGGUCUUUGAAGGAAGGGGUCGACCCGCUCAUUGGCGGCGGGGCCGCAGGGAGCGGGAGCGAGGAGGACUACAUUGUCGAGCCGCUCAGUGGGAGCCUCUUUGUCUUUGAGGAAGGGGACGAGAUGGAGCACGAGUCGCCAAAGGUCCGAAAGCUGCCUCUUUCAGUCGACAAGCUUAUCGAGCUCUCACCAUUCACAUUCCCCCAUUCCCCUUCACGCGUCUUCACCGGCUCCAAAGCUUCGUCACUCCUCACCGUCGACCUUAGAACAGGCCAACAACUAGACUGCUUCUCCUCCCUCGGCUCCAACCGCUCCGACUACUCACAAUGCACCUGUGAGAAUGAGCAACUUCUCGACGACCUUGAACAUCGUUCCCGCUCCAACCGAGACGUCCUCUUUGUCGGACGCACGGACUAUCGGCUCACCAUCCAUACGCCACCGGGGGCGAGCGCCAUGUCUGGUAUCACCAUAGGCGACAGGCCUCGGAGCGGCGUACAGGAGAUCAUGUACUCUACGUACACGCCCAACAGCUAUGAUCGGCCAUUGGCGGAGUUCUGGGCCAAGAUGGGGAAUGGGGAGAUGUACGAGGAAGAUGGGAGUCUGGCGAAGAGGAUGAGAGUUGAGCUGGGGCAUGAUGGUGUAGCGGUAGGUGUGGAGCAGGGCGGAGGGGUGAAGUGGGUGACAAAGCUGGGUAGUGUUGGUAUUGCCGUCUACGACAUCCUCCACCCUCUUUCGCCAUCAUCCGCCAACCCCAUCCUCGUACCUCAACCCCCUCCACACCUCAAGUCUCUGUUCCCUUCGCCCGCCCAACCUCAUCCGGCGCACCUCGACAUCCUCUCGAAACGCCCCUCCACAUAUAUCGGUACCGUCCCCAACCUCCCCGCUCUCCUUCCUCCACCCGAUACCUCAUCCUCCCCUCGGCCUACAUCCCCAACCUCCCCACAGCGCCCACUGCACUACGCACUCUCAUCCUCCUCUUACCCGCUCAUCAACUUUGCGCCGCCCCCUCGGCCCGGAUCACUAGCGAACGGGUCGUUCCUACUCUCGGAAGACCUGCCGGAGAGGGAUCAGCUUUUACCGUAUCUCCUCGAUCCGCCAGUGGAGGAGAAGGGGAUUCCGCCGCCUGAAGAGGACAGAGUGGAUAAGCGGCCCAUCAGGAACGAUGGGAAAGAGAGGGGUUGGGUCGUUUGGAUGUUGGGUGCUACCGGUGUACUGGCUCUGUGCGGGCUGGUUUCGGCCGUGCUGUUGCGACGCGGUCGCAAAGUACCGGAGGCAGUAUCUCCGCCUAUACCCGACGAGAAGACACUGCUUCUUGCAGUCGAAGCGGCGUCGAAAGAACGAGCCGUCACUUUUGUCGAGCCGACCAUCCUCAAGGAAGUCGACGGGAAUACUGGAGCUGCCGGCUCUGCCGAGAGUGCCGAGGGGGCCGAUCUGACUGCGACGCCCAAAAAGAAGUCGGCGCGGCGGAGAGUUAGGGGCAAGAAGAAGCCGAAGACAGAUCUUGGGGAGAAGGAGGAUGAGGAAGGAGCGGAGGAUCAAGAUGAGGAUCUGGGGAGUAAGGGGGAGAAACCACUGCCUGAGUUGCCGAGGGAGAUGUCGGCUGUGGAUCUGACGGUUGCGGAGGAUAAAGAGCAGCUGGCCAUUUCAGACUGUAUCAUCGGCUAUGGAUCUCACGGUACCGUCGUUCUCAAAGGAACAUGGGGUGAUCGACCCGUAGCGGUCAAACGCCUCCUCUCGGACUUUACCCGCCUCGCCUCGCAAGAAGUCAAACUCCUCCAAGCAUCAGACGACCACCCCAAUGUCAUCCGGUACUACUGCCAGGAACGUCGCGACAAUUUCUUGUAUAUCGCGCUGGACCUGUGCCAGGCGAGUCUGGCGGAUCUGAUGGAGGCGCCGGGGAAACAUGUCGAGCUGGCGAGCGCGCUGGAUCGGAAGCGGGCCAUGAGGGAGAUUACGCGUGGCGUGGAGUAUCUGCAUGGGAUGAAGAUCAUACAUCGGGAUAUCAAGCCUCAGAACGUAUUGGUGUCCCAGCUCAAAGAUGGCAGUCUUCGGAUGCUUGUCUCCGACUUUGGUCUUGCCCGUCGACUGGAGCACGACCAGUCCUCUUUCGCACCCACAGCCAACAACCUCGCCGGCUCCCUCGGCUGGCGCGCCCCCGAAUGCAUCAGGGGCCAAGUCAGGCUCACGGAGCCCUUCGACCCUUCUUCCUCUGGCGGCUCUGGCGGCUCGUCCACCUCUUCCUCUUCUUCCCUCGGGGACCUCCUCGACCCAUCCUCCUCGCUCAAGCCCACACCACCCGCUCACCGCCUGACCAAGGCGGUCGACCUCUUCGCGCUCGGCUGCCUUUACUUUUGGAUCUUGAUGUCGGGCCAACACCCGUACGGGGAGGUAUACGACCGGGAAUCCAAUAUCGUCAAGGGUGAAAUUGUCAAUAUGCCUCUGUUGGAUAUACUGGGGGAAGAAGGGGUGGAGGCGGGCGAGUUGAUAGGGAGGAUGUUGAUGCUUGAUCCGGCGGGAAGACCAGAGACGGGCGAGUGUCUGGUACAUCCGUUCUUUUGGACGCCGGCCAAGCGGCUCGGGUUCCUGUGCGACGCGUCGGACCGGUUUGAGAUUAUGGAGCUUGACCCGCCUGAACCACCGGUCGUCCAGCUCGAAGCCAGCGCGCCGGAUGUGGUCGGGAAAGACUGGUUCUCGCGCGCCGAUAAGGUCUUUACGAGCAACCUCGGCAAGUAUAGGAAGUACAAGGGUGGGAGCGUCCGGGACUUGCUUCGGGCUAUGCGAAAUAAGAAACACCACUAUCAGGACCUUGAACCAUCCGCUAAACGACAUUUCGGCCCCCUACCCCAGGGCUUCUUGCACUAUUUCACGAGCCGAUACCCCCGCUUAUUCUUGCAUGUGUAUGGGGUCAUCAAGGAUAGUCGAUUGCGACACGAGAGCAUGUUUGAGGGGUAUUUCAGAGCGGGGGAUGCGAGUUGA
This is a messenger RNA of Dioszegia hungarica, 3231 nucleotides long. RefSeq lists its product as uncharacterized. Gene Ontology annotation, molecular function: ATP binding; protein serine/threonine kinase activity; RNA endonuclease activity. Gene Ontology annotation, cellular component: IRE1-TRAF2-ASK1 complex. The coding region runs from base 1 to 3231 and encodes 1076 amino acids. The record is from RefSeq and is a predicted model, not a curated record. The transcript is spliced from 7 exons. NCBI's taxonomy places the organism in Eukaryota, Fungi, Basidiomycota, Tremellomycetes, Tremellales, Bulleribasidiaceae. Gene Ontology annotation, biological process: IRE1-mediated unfolded protein response; intrinsic apoptotic signaling pathway in response to endoplasmic reticulum stress; protein phosphorylation.